This is a messenger RNA of Acomys russatus (golden spiny mouse), 6696 nucleotides long. RefSeq names its product collagen alpha-3(VI) chain-like. Bases 311 to 6244 code for a protein of 1977 amino acids. Lineage: Eukaryota; Metazoa; Chordata; Mammalia; Rodentia; Muridae. The record is from RefSeq and is a predicted model, not a curated record. The transcript is spliced from 13 exons.
UGGGAGGGAGAGGAGGAGCAGGAGGAAAGCCCUGACUGUACCCCUGGACCCUGUCCAGUUUGGAGUUCAGUCUUUCACCAAGGGCUGCUCAGUUCUCCAGGCUCCUGCCUCGCAGCAAGGACUGCAAGAGGAGACUGCGUCCUCCGAUCCUAGGGCCCCCUUUCCUUGCUUGGGAAGGGUUGUAGGAAGAAAAGGAUACUCAGCGAGAGGAAAAAUAUGCAUCCUGGUGAAGCGUGAUUGAGUCUAGAAGCCCAGAGACACGUGUUUUCAGGUUUGCUCAGGGUUCAUACUUGGUGCUUAGACAUUCAAAAUGAGGAAACACCGGCAUUUGCCCCUCGUGGCCAUCAUUAGCCUCCUCCUCUCAUGCUUGGCCAUGACUCAUGCCCAACAGCAAUCAGAUGUCAAAAAUGGUGCGGCUGCUGACAUAGUGUUUCUAGUGGAUUCCUCUUGGAGUGCUGGGAAGGACCGUUUCCUGCUUGUUCAAGAGUUUCUGUCUGAUGUUGUAGAGUCUUUAGCUGUGGGAGACAAUGAUUUCCAUUUUGCUCUGGUCCGGCUCAACGGAAACCCACAUACCGAGUUCCUGUUAAAUACGUACCACACUAAACAAGAAGUCCUUUCUCAUAUUUUGAACAUGUCUUACAUUGGGGGAAGCAAUCAAACUGGAAAAGGAUUAGAAUACAUAAUUCACAGCCACCUCACGGAGGCUUCUGGAAGCCGGGCCGCUGACGGAGUCCCUCAGGUUAUCGUAGUAUUAACUGACGGGCAAUCGGAGGACGGCUUCGCUCUGCCCUCAGCGGAACUUAAGUCUGCGGACGUUAACGUGUUUGCAGUUGGAGUUGAGGAUGCAGACGAAACAGCCUUAAGGGAAAUAGCGAGUGACCCGCUCAGUAUGCAUGUUUUCAACCUAGAGAACGUUACCUCACUUCACGACAUAGUAGGGAAUUUAGUGUCCUGUAUACGCUCUUCUGUGAAUCCAGAGAGGGCUGGGGACACGGAAAGCCUUAAAGACAUCACAGCACAAGACUCAGCUGACAUUAUUUUCCUUAUUGAUGGAUCAAACAACACCGGAAGUGCCCAUUUUGCUGUCAUUCGAGACUUCCUUGUAAAUGUCCUUGAGAGACUCUCAGUUGGAAAUCAGCAGAUCCGAGUGGGGGUGGUCCAGUAUAGUGAUGAACCCAGAACCGUGUUCUCCUUGAACACCUACCCCUCCAAGGCUACGGUUCUGGAUGCUGUGAAAAGGCUCAGCUUUGAAGGGGGGGAGUUGGCCAAUAUAGGCCUGGCCCUUGACUAUGUGGUAGAGAAUCACUUCACACGGGCAGGUGGCAGCCGCGUGGAGGAAGGGGUCCCCCAGGUGCUGGUCCUCAUAAGUGCUGGGCCUUCAAGUGAUGAGAUUCGAGAUGGGGUGGUAGCUCUGAAGCAGGCUAGUGUGUUCUCCUUUGGCCUCGGAGCGCAAGCUGCCUCCAGGGCAGAGCUCCAGCACAUAGCUACCGAUGACAGCUUGGUGUUUACUGUCCCGGAAUUCCGUAGCUUUGGGGACCUCCAGGAGCAAAUACUGCCAUACCUGAGUCGUGUGGCCCAAAGGCACAUUAUCUUACAACCUCCAGCUAUUGUCACACAAGUCGUGGAAGUCAACAAGAGGGACAUAGUCUUCCUGGUGGAUGGUUCCUCAAGCCUGGGGCAGCCCAACUUCAAUGCCAUCCGAGACUUCGUUGCCAGAGUCAUCCAGAGGUUGGAAAUUGGAAAGGACCUGGUUCAGGUGUCUGUGGCUCAGUACGCAGACACUGUCAAGCCUGAGUUCUAUUUAAAUACCCAUGCCAACAAAAAGGAUGCCAUAACUGCUGUGAGGAGGAUGAGGGCCCUGGAAGGCUCAGCCCUGUACACGGGCUCUGCUCUGGACUUUGUUCGAAACAACCUGUUCACCAGCGCAGCCGGCCAUAGGGCUGCUGAGGGGGUCCCUAAACUCCUGGUGCUGAUCACAGGCGGUAAGUCCCUUGAUGAGGUCAGCCAGCCAGCCCAGGAGCUGAAGCGAGGCAGCAUCAUGGCCUUUGCCAUCGGCAGCAGGGCCUCUGAUGAGGACGAACUGAAAGAGAUCGCUUUCGACUCCUCCCUGGUCUUCAUUCCCGCCGAGUUCCGCCCUGCUCCUCUCCAAAGCAUGCUACUCAGUCUGCUGGCACCCCUCAGGACCCUCACUGGAACCACGGAAGUUCACAUAAACAAACGGGAUAUCAUCUUCCUUCUGGAUGGAUCUGACAACGUUGGAAAAAACAAUUUUCCUUACGUGCGUGACUUUGUAACCAACCUAGUUAACAGCCUUGAUGUUGGAAGUGACAAUAUCCGUGUUGGCUUAGUGCAAUUUAGUGACACUCCGGUCACGGAGUUCUCCCUAGAUACUUACCAGACCAAGUCAGAGCUGCUGGCUCACCUGAGGCGCUUACAGCUCAAGGGGGGCUCCGGCCUGAACACAGGCUCCGCCUUGAGCUAUGUCCAUGCCAAUCACUUCACGGAGGCAGGCGGCAGCAGGACCCAGGAACGUGUGCCUCAGCUGCUGCUUCUGCUCCUGGCCGGGCCUUCUGAGGACUCCUAUUUGCAAGCUGCCAAUGCCCUGGUGCGCUCAGGCGUGCUGACCUUCUGUGUGGGGGCCAACCGGGCGGAUAAGGCUGAGUUAGAACAUAUUGCUUUUAAUCCGAGCCUGGUGUACCUCAUGGAUGAUUUCGGCUCCCUGCCAACUUUGCCUCAACAGCUGAUUCAGCCCCUAACCACAUAUGUUAGUGGAGGUGUGCAGGAGGUUCCACUAACCCAGCCAGAGAGCAAGAGGGACAUUCUCUUCCUCUUUGACGGCUCAGCCAAUGUCAUGGGUCAGUUCCCCGCUGUCCGAGACUUUCUCUACAAGAUCGUUGAGGAACUGGAUGUGAAGCCGGAUGGCACCCGGGUAGCGAUAGCUCAGUUCAGUGAUGACGUCAGGCUGGAGUCCCGCUUCAAUGAGCACCAGAAUAAGGCUGAGAUCCUUAAUCUUGUGAAAAGGAUGAAGAUAAAGACAGGCAAAGCCCUCAACCUGGGCUAUGCCCUGGACUACGCACUGAGGAACAUCUUUGUGAGGUCGGCUGGCAGCCGCAUUGAGGAUAACGUACAGCAGUUCCUGGUGCUGCUGGUUGCUGGCAGGUCCACAGAUGCUGUGGCUGGGCCAGCAAGCUCCUUGAAGCAGCGAGGAGUGAUACCAUUCAUUUUUCAAGCCAAGAAUGCUGAUCCUGAUGAGCUGGAGCAGAUCGUACCAGCCCCCGCAUUUAUCCUGGCUGCAGAGUCCCUCCCCAAGAUCGGGGACCUCCAGGCACAGAUUGUGAGCCUUCUGAAAGCAGCACAGAGUGCGGGGCCUGUGUCAGGUGAAAAAGAUGUGGUGUUUCUGAUCGAUGGUUCUGAGGGUGUCCGGAGUGGCUUCCCCCUGCUAAAGGAGUUUGUACAGAGAGUAGUGGAGAACCUGGACGUGGGUCCUGACCGGGUGCGUGUGGCCCUGGUGCAGUACAGUGACAGGACCAGGCCCGAGUUCUACCUGAAUUCCCACAUGGACCAGCAGGGUGUCAUCAGUGCCAUCCGCAAGCUGACGCUGCUGGGUGGCCCGAUCCCCAACACAGGGGCGGCGCUGGACUUUGUGUUGAGGAAUAUCCUGACCAGGUCCACUGGGAGCAGGAUUGCAGAUGGUGUGCCUCAGCUCCUGAUUGUGCUCACGGCGGAACGGUCCGGAGAUGACGUGAGAGGCCCCUCGGUGGUCCUGAAGCAGGGCGGGGCUGUGCCCAUUGGCAUCGGCAUUGGGAAUGCUGACAUCUCUGAGAUGCAGACCAUCUCCUUCAUCCCGGACUUCGCCUUGGCCAUCCCCACCUUCCGGGAGCUCGGGACGGUCCAGCAGCUCAUCUCUGAGAGGGUGAUCCAGCUAAACCGUGAGGAGUUGAGCACACUGAAACCUGUUUUUCUGCCCUCACCAAGUGCAGGUGUUGGCAGCAAGAAGGACGUGGUCUUUCUCAUCGAUGGGUCCCAAAAUGCCGGCCCCGAGUUCCAGCACAUCCGCACCCUGAUUGAGAGGCUGGUUGAGUACCUGGACAUCGGCUUUGACACCACCCGGGUGGCAGUCAUCCAAUUCAGUGAUGACUCCAAGGUGGAAUUUCCCCUAAACGCCCACUUCAGCAAGGACGAAGUGCAGAACGCCGUGCGCCGCCUGCGGCCCAAGGGCGGGAGGCAGGUCUACAUCGGAAAUGCCCUGCAAUACGCGCUGAAGAACGUCUUCCAGAGGCCGCUGGGGAGCCGCAUAGAAGAGGGCGUCCCACAGUUCCUGGUCCUCAUUUCAUCUGGGAGGUCUGAUGACGAGGUGGGUGAGUCGGCGGUGGAACUCAAGCAGUUUGGUGUGGCCCCUCUCGCCAUAGCGAGGCACACAGACCAGGAGGAGCUGGUGAAGAUCUCCCUGAGUCCUGAAUAUGUGUUCUCCGUGAGCACUUUCAGGGAGCUGCCCAGACUGGAGCAGAAACUGCUGUCGCCCAUCACCACGCUAACCUCGCAGCAGAUCCAGCAGAUCCUGGCCAGCACUCGCUAUCCGCCUUCAGUGAUUGAAAGUGAUGCUGCCGACAUCGUAUUUCUGAUUGAUAGCUCCGAUGCCGUCAGGCCUGAUGGCAUCGCUCAUAUUCGAGACUUUAUCAGCAGGAUUGUUCGCAGACUCAACAUCGGCCCCAGUAAAGUGAGGAUUGGGGUCGUGCAGUUCAGCAACGAUGUCUUCCCCGAGUUCUACCUGAAGACCCACAAGACACAGAACCUUGUGCUUGAGGCCAUACGGCGUCUGAGGUUCAAAGGCGGGUCUCCCCUCAACACUGGCAAAGCCCUGGAGUUUGUGGCAAGAAACCUCUUUGUGAAGUCUGCCGGGAGCCGGAUAGAAGAUGGGGUCCCUCAGCACCUGGUCUUAUUCCUCGGUGGGAAGUCCCAGGAUGACGUGACUAGGCAUGCUCAAGUCAUAAGCUCAUCAGGGAUCAUGAGGUUAGGGAUAGGAGACCGAAACGUCGAUCGGACAGACUUGCAAGCCAUCACCAAUGACCCCAGACUGGUCUUCACGGUUCGGGAAUUCCGAGAGCUGCCCAACAUAGAAGAGAGGGUCAUGCUUUCAUUUGGCCCCUCUGGGGCUACUCCUCAGCCUCCUGGCGUGGACUUCACUUCUCCUCCACGGCCAGAGAAGAAGAAGGCAGACAUUGUGUUCCUGCUGGAUGGUUCCAUCAACUUCAGGAGGGACAGCUUCCAGGAAGUGCUCCGUUUUGUAGCUGAAAUAGUGGACACGGUGUAUGAAGAUGGUGAUUCCAUCAGAGUGGGGCUGGUCCAGUAUAACUCAGACCCCACGGAUGAGUUCUUCCUAAAGGACUAUUCUACUAAAAGGCAGAUUAUUGAUGCCAUCAACAAAGUGGUCUAUAAAGGAGGGAGGCACGCCAACACCAAGGUGGGCAUCGAGCACCUGCGGCUGAAUCACUUCGUGCCGAGCGCUGGCAGCCGCCUGGAUGAGCGGGUCCCUCAGAUCGCCUUCGUGAUCACAGGAGGAAAGUCGGUGGAGGACGCUCAGGGUGUGAGCCUGGCCCUCACCCAGAAAGGUGUCAAAGUGUUUGCUGUUGGCGUGAGGAACAUCGACUCUGAGGAGGUGGGGAAGAUAGCAUCCAACAGUGCCACAGCCUUCCGGGUGGGCAGCGUACAGGAGCUGUCCGAACUGAGUGAGACAGUUCUAGAGACUCUGCAUGAUGCCAUGCAUGAAACCCUCUGUCCUGGAGUGACGGAUGUUUCCAAAGCCUGCAAUCUGGAAGUCAUUCUGGGGUUUGAUGGAUCCCGAGAUCAGAACGUGUUUGUGAGUCAGAAGGGCCUGGAGUCCAAGAUGGACGACAUCCUGACUAGAAUCAGUCAGAUGCAGAGGAUCAGCUGCAGCGGCAGCCAGCUGCCCACCGUGCGGGUGUCGGUGGUGGCCAACACGCCCUCUGGGCCAGUGGAGGCCUUCGACUUUGCCGAGUAUCAGCCAGAGCUGUUCGAGAAGUUUCGCAACAUGCGCAGCCAGCACCCGUACAUCCUCACAGCUGACACGCUGAGGCUAUAUCAGAACAAAUUCAAGCAGUCGUCGCCAGACAGUGUGAAGGUAGUCAUUCACUUCACGGACGGAGUGGAUGGAGACCUGGAUGACCUACACAGAGCAUCUGAGGAACUCCGGCAAGAAGGUAGGUGUCAGGCUUCCUUGGUGUGAGAAGUAAACAUCCCCCUCCAAACUCCCAUGCCCAAGGCAGCCUGGCCACAUUGCUGAGAGAGGUCUGUCAAUGGAGUCAUGGAGUGAGGGCAGCCAGAGGCUCUUGUCCUGCCACCCUGACCCUUCACCCCUGCUUGGCCUGUAAUAUAAGGGUACUAAGGCUACUUCUGAGUCAGGGACAGCUUUGGUGUCACGUCCUAGCCCUGCUGGACCAGCUUCAAAGACACCUUCACCUAGGGGGACAUCCACCUGAGUAGAAAGUCAUUAUACCAUCAGUUUGCAGUUAUUUAGUAUUUGGACCACUAAGUUAAUGUAACACAGCCAACACCAAUCACUCAAAUUCAUACACACAUAACUAAUAUAAAAUAAACCACACAAGCACUUAUCAAGCAGUCUUGCCAAUAGCUGCAUGAGUAGCAUUGCUCGGUCAGUGAACUUUGGAAUGCCCCUGU